UCGAGUGCUCCCGGUGAGGAGGAGGUGUCCUCGGCUGUGCCGCCCUCCGCCGCCGUCGCCGGGCUGCGCCGCUAGAGCCGGGACGCGCCUCUGCGCUCCUCGCCGCCUGCACCCCCGCGGCCGCCGCUCCCCUCGCCGUCCGCACACCCACCAUGACGAAGAAUGAGAAGAAGUCCUUCAACCAGAGCCUGGCCGAGUGGAAGCUCUUCAUCUACAACCGGACCACCGGAGAGUUCCUGGGGCGCACCGCCAAGAGCUGGGGUUUGAUCUUGCUCUUCUACCUAGUUUUUUAUGGGUUCUUGGCUGCACUCUUCUCAUUCACAAUGUGGGUUAUGCUUCAGACUCUGAACGAUGAGGUUCCAAAAUAUCGUGACCAGAUUCCUAGUCCAGGACUUAUGGUUUUCCCCAAACCAGUGACUGCGUUGGAUUAUACAUUUAGUGUAUCAGAUCCAAGUUCCUAUGAAGGGUAGGUUAAAGACCUUAAGAAGUUUCUAAAAUCAUAUUCUGGAGAAGAACAGAGUAAUCUCAAAGUCUGUCCUGAUGGAGUUCCUUUUGAACCAAAGGGUCCAGUUUAUACUGCAUGUCAGUUUCCUCUUGCCUUACUCCAAGAAUGCAAUGGUAUAGAUGAUCCUGAUUUUGACUAUUCCAAAGGAAAACCUUGUAUUCUUGUAAAAAUGAACAGAAUAAUUGGAUUAAAACCUGAAGGAGAUCCAAGGAUAGAAUGUGUUCCAAAGGAUGGAAGCACAGCAAUUGUAGAAACAUAUCCUAAUCUUGGAGUUAUAGACUUAAAGUAUUUUCCAUAUUAUGGGAAAAAACUGCAUGUGGGAUAUCUGCAGCCAUUAGUUGCUGUCCAGGUCAUCUUGGGAUCUAAUAGUACCAGGAAUGAAGUAACAGUUGAGUGCAAAAUUGAUGGAUCACCCAACCUAAAAAACCAGAAUGAUCGUGACAAGUUUUUGGGACGAGUUGUGUUCAAAAUUAUAGCACUUGCAUAGUAUGUGUAGGAUGUCUCUACAGAAUAAAUGUUGUGUUGUCUGUCUUCAUUUUGCAUCAGCUGGACUUGCCAUUCUAGAAUUGAGACCACCUUGGAGAAGGUGUGUGGUACAUGACACUGGGGUGACAUCAUAACGUGCUUCCAGAUCAUAGUGUUCAGUGUCCUCUGAAGUAACUGCCUGUUGCCUCUGCUGCCCUUUGAACCAGUCCAUUCGCCUGAUAGGGACCAGUGAACACCUGAUUCUGAACACGUAGGAUGGGGUCUUGCCCUCUUUUUAUGUGGUUUAAUUGCCAAGUGUCUAAAGCUUAAUGUGCUGUGCUAUGUAAAUAUUUUAUGGAUUUAACACUGGUUAACUGUCAUAUUUUGAUGCCAACAAAGUUUUAGGGAUAAAAUGGUACCUGGCCAACAUCAAGUGACUUUAUAGCUGCAAGCAGUGUGUGUGGAGAAGUUCUGUAUGUGAGGAGGAAAAAAAGAAAAUAAAAGUGGAUCUAAAAGUG
Messenger RNA from Ictidomys tridecemlineatus (thirteen-lined ground squirrel), 1488 nucleotides. Its product is annotated as sodium/potassium-transporting ATPase subunit beta-3. Gene Ontology annotation, cellular component: sodium:potassium-exchanging ATPase complex. Gene Ontology annotation, biological process: intracellular sodium ion homeostasis; intracellular potassium ion homeostasis; potassium ion import across plasma membrane. Lineage: Eukaryota; Metazoa; Chordata; Mammalia; Rodentia; Sciuridae. The record is from RefSeq and is a predicted model, not a curated record. Gene Ontology annotation, molecular function: ATPase activator activity.